Molecule: messenger RNA, 1644 nt
Organism: Lottia gigantea (owl limpet)
Lineage: Eukaryota; Metazoa; Mollusca; Gastropoda; Lottiidae
Exons: 6
Coding region: 1-1644 (547 amino acids)
Molecular function (GO): protein binding
Source: RefSeq, a predicted model, not a curated record
AUGAAUGAACUGAGACUGAAGGAACAUUUGUGCGACAUUGUGCUAAGAGUGGAAGAUUGCAAAUAUCAAGCUCAUAAAAUAGUACUAGCAGGUUGCAGUCCAUAUCUUAGGGCAAUGUUUACCAACGGAAUGCAGGAAACAGAGCAAUCGUUGGUUGAGAUCCAUGGUAUGGAAGCCAAGACAAUGAACUUGCUGUUAGAGUUCAUGUAUACUGGUCUCCUGGAGAUUAACAUAGCUAAUGUUCAGGACAUUCUUCAAGGUGCCUCUUUAUUAGGACUCUCAGCCCUUAGGACCAAUUGCUCCCAAUUUUUAGAGGGUCAGUUAGCUGCUUCUAACUGCUUAGGAAUCCAUUAUUUCGCUGAUAUGUACGGCCUUACAGAACUAGCUUCCUACGCUCGGCAAUUCAUGUUCCAAAACUUUCUGGAAAUAGUUCGCUCUGACGAAUUCUAUGAGCUAAGUCAGGAGCGUUUAUUAAACCUGCUCAACAGUGAUAAGCUCAGAGUUGUGAGUGAACACCAAGUCUUUGAGGCUGCGUGUGCGUGGAUACAGUAUGACCCUGUGGGCAGGUCGCAUUGUGCAUGUGCAAUUCUCCAAAACAUUCGCCUGGCCUUACUGGACUUAACAUAUUUGGAGAACAUUGUCAUAAAGUCUGAAUUUUUUAAUAAUUGUGCAAAGUGUCAGCUUGUGAUAAGUAAAGCGAUAAGAACACAGCAAGAUAAUGUUGCCAUGGAGAUGAUCACGCCAAGAGCUCAGCCACCUUGUAUCUAUGUGGUAGGGGGACGUAACUCUACUGACUGUCAGCUAUCCAGUAUGGAACGUUACGAUUUUCUUACAGAUAGAUGGGUGGCUAAUGUCAACUGUAACAUGAACAUUGCUCGUACAGCUGUUGGAGUGACCUGUCAAGAGGGACUACUGUACGCUAUAGGAGGAGAAUGUGCUUUAUUAGAAACUCAAGAGGACACUCUGUAUCUUCGCUGUGUAGAAUGUUUUGAUCCUGUCAUCAAACAAUGGCUGCCUAAACCAGAAAUGAAAGUUGCCAGAUCAUUUGUGGCUGUGGCAGCUGCCAGAGGGUGUAUUUAUGCCAUUGGUGGAGAGGAUAGAUCAUGUAGCUAUAAUAUAGUAGAAAAAUAUGAUCCUAAAGCUGAGAAAUGGAGUUUUACAACAAAUUUAAAGCGUAAAAGAGCUGGAGCAGGGGUGGCCGUUUGUGAUGGGAGAAUAUAUGUGGCAGGAGGUUUUGAUAAAACAUUACAUAUGGAUAGAGCCAGUGUAGAAUGCUAUGAUCCAGAUACUCAAGACUGGACGUUUGUGGCUGAAAUGGAGAAAGGUCGAUCAGGUCUUUCGUUAGUCACAUGUGAUCAGUUUAUUUAUGCCAUUGGUGGAAGAUUUCGGCAUUUAGACCAAUAUUUUGACCUUGUGGAGAGGUUCAACACAGUCACAAAACAAUGGACCACCAUUACUCCCAUGAAUACAUCUAGAGCUUGGCCAGGUGUUGCUCUAUUUGAUGGCCUUAUAUACGUCCUAGGUGGGUUUGAUGGACAGAGCAGACUAUGUAGUGCCGAGGUUUAUAACCCGGAAACAGAUCAAUGGUCCACCAUUAAAGAUAUGAAUAUUCAUCGUGCAGGUUGUGGGGCUGGGGUGGUAUAA